UUCCCGGACUGGGAAUACAAAGACACCUACUCUGCAGAUGAGUAGGUAGAAUAUGGGUUUUAUGGAAAAGGGGUUAAAUUUUAGGGUGGUAGAUAGUAAUGGUUUCUAUGUCCAUGGCAUUCUUCAGGGACGGGUUCCUAUGCAAUAUACUUUCAUGUAUGGUUCAAAUGAAGUAGUUGAAAGGCAAUCGACUUAUCUCGAAAUCAAAGGGAAGACUGACUUGACUAAUCCUUGGCUAGUGGCAGGGGAUUUCAAUGCGAUUGUGGACAGUACUGAAUCUUUUAAUUCUGGUGGAUUGGGUGAGAGUGUUGAGCAUUUUAAGGCCUGGAUUGAAGACUUGCAGUUUAUUGAUCAUGCAGCUCUAGGGCCUUGGUUCACAUGGUCUAACAAGCAAGUGGCAAACCCUAUAGCAAAGCGAUUGGAUAGAGUGCUGGUCUCGGAAGGAUGGGUGGAAAAUUUUCCUAGAAGUUCAGUAAAGAUUCUUCUUCCUAGGCUUUCAGAUCACUGUGGGUUGCUCAUUAGUGAAGACUCCAAGAUUAAAACUCUGCCUCGUCCUUUCAUAUAUUCCAGUUUUUGGAAGCUACACCCACAAUAUGAAAACUUAGUAAAAGAAGGUUAGAUCUGUUUUUUCACGGGCACAACAAUGACUAGGUUAUACCAGAGACUCCGCAAUAUCAAAGUGCGCCUGAAGAAUCUAAACAGGGAGAGCUACUCGGAUAUACAUGAAAAAGUUAACAUAGCAAGGGAAGAACUUGACAAAAGCUCAGCUGGAAGUGUUGGAGCGCCCUGCCUCGUUAGCUUUUCAGGCUGAGUAUAGGUGUAUGGUCCAGCUUCUAGCAAUACAAAAAGCUAAAGAGUCAUUCCUUAGACAGAAGUCACAACAACAGUUGGUGAAUUGUGGAGAUUCGAACUCCAGAUUCUUUUACAGUAUGGUCAAAACAAGGCAGGCUAAGAAUACAAUAAAACAGUUGGUUACUGAGACAGGAACAAUAGUGGAGGAUAUUGAGGAAAUUGGUCACGAGGCAGUGGAGUUUUACAAGAAGUUACUGGGAACUCAGGAUACCAAGCUAAAAAGGGUCACUGUAGACACUCUUAGAAAGAUGCUAAAGUUUCACUUAGAAGAAGACUCGGUGAAUCUAUGUGCUAUGGUCACAACAGAUGAAAUUAGAGAGGUUGUGAUGGGAAUAAAGAAAGGAAAGGCACCUGGACCUGACAGGUACUCAGCUCAGUUCUUUCAAGAGCACUAGGGGCUUGUGGGGACUGAGUUUACUCUGGCUAUUCAGGAUUUCUUUCGAACUGGAACAUUACGUAAAGAAGUCAAUUGUACCAUCCUAGCCCUAAUCCCAAAGGUACGUAAUGCUUCCUCUAUGAAAAACUUCAGGCCAAUUUCCUGUUACAAUUUGGUGUAUAAGUGUGUCUCCAAACUCUUAGUUAACCGUCUUAAAAAAGUUCUACCACAGCUGAUAAGCCCUAACCAGUCAUCAUUUAUUGAAAGAAGGUUGUUAAUAAUAUUGUGCUUGCAAAUGAGUUAGUUAAAUGGUAUAGAAGGAAAAAUGUCUCCCUCAGAUGUGCUCUCAAGAUAGAUAUCAUGAAAGCAUUUGAUAGUGUAGACUGGGAUUUUGUGAAUUGUGCUUUAAUAGCAAUGGGAUUCCCUGAGAAGUUUGUUCUUUGGAUUAAGAGUUGUCUGGAGUCAGCUAGUUUCACAGUGUGUAUAAAUGGAGGUCUAACAGGGAACUUCCCGACAAGGAAAGGACUAAGGCAGGGUGUCCAUUGUCCCCUUACCUGUUUGCCAUCAGUAUGGAGGUCUUAAGCUGUAUGUUAGAUCAUGCGACAGAGAGAUCUUUUCUUCCAUAUCAUCCUCAUUGCAGCAGAAUAAAACUCACCCAUCUAUGUUUUUGCCGACGACCUGCUGCUCUUUACUAAAGGGUCAGUAGAAGGGGUGGAAGUAGUAGCUGAGAUCCUCCAGAAAUUUUAUCUAAUCUCAAGACUCAAAUGUAAUCCAAGAAAGAGUGAGUAUUCAGCUCAGGGUGUCUGAAGGGUUAAGGGCUGAGCUAGCAAGAACAUCUGGUUUUCAGGAAGGGCACUUACCUGUUAGAUAUCUGGGGCUUCCUCUGAAUGCAGGAAAACUCUCGACAGAAGAUUGUAAAGCUUUAAUUAAUAGAAUUGAUGGGAGAAUCAAAGGAUGGCAGCCUAAACUUCUAUCAUAUGCGGGAAAGCUCGAGUUGGUUAUAUCAGUGCUAGCUAGUAUGACUCAAUAUUGGAUGAAUGUGAUAUUGCUCCCUAAGAAAGUAAUCAAGGAGAUAGAGCGAAUCUGCUCUCAAUUUCUCUGGGGUGACUUAGAGAAGAAGAAAAAGGCAAGGGUGGCUUGGAAAAUGGUGGCUCUACUCCGUGCUGAAGGUGGUAUGGGAUUCAAAGACCUAAGUUCUUGGAAUAAAGCGUGUUUAGCACGACAUCUAUGGGGGGGGUACUGCCUGAUCCAAAAACCUUCUGGAUCGCUUGGUUAAAGGAGUAAAAACUUCGAAACCUUAGCAUCUGGGAAGUAUAGACGAGAGGCUCUUGGGUUUGGAACAAAAUCCUACAGCUUCGAACUCUUUUUGCAGAUAAAUUGUGCAGAACAGCUCGGGGUGUGGAAUGAGAGGGUGCUGAAAUGGCCAGAUUUCAGACAAGUAAGGUGUGCCAGAGUAUCAGAUCAAGAGGGUAGACAGUGGCAUGGGAAAAGUUGAUAUGGAAGAGAGGAAUACCCAAGAACUCGUUGCUAGUAUGACUUAUAUUGUUGGGGAGAAUCUCUACAUUGGAUAAAAUUCACGCUGAAAUCCAGAGGUAAAUGUAACAUGUCCUUUAUGUAGGCAGGAAGAUGAAUCGCGUGAACAUAUUUUCUUCCAGUGUGGUUAUGUGCAGGAUGUUUGGAAGGCUGUGUUUCCUAUUUCAUGGAAGCUUCCUAUUGAGGCUAGCUAGCUUGCAGGGGCAGUGGUAACAUCAAAUAAGAAACUAGGUGGAAGUCAGGUGGCCAGAAUCCUUUGGUGCCUUGUGUUGAGCGAAAUCUGGAGAGAGAGAUGCAGAAGACUCUAUGGAGGGAAGCAGUUGCUAGCAGCUGAGCUGGUUCUGAGGAUGCAGAAGGUAAUGGAGGCGAAGGAGCUUGGAGACCAAGACUUUGCAGCGUCGCCAGCUGCAAGAUUCCUGUGGUAUAAAGCCUAGUUAGCUAGUUGAAAAGAAUGUAACAGAAGUAAGAUUUCUAUUGUUUUUUGCGGACAGUCAGGUUUUGUACAAGUCAAACAAUGUACUGAUUAUAUAGAUGAAUAAAAUCCCACCCAUUCAUCGAAAAAAUAAACAUUUGCAUCAGGAUUUUCAACAAGGGUAUCACUAAAAUUAUCAAUAGGAGCAACAUUAUCAUCACCAACAUUAUUAGUAACUCAAUGGAAGAUUACUCAAUAAAUUGUACCUACCCGAAUAGGUUAGAGAACUCAAUUGAGUCAAAGAGGAGAACAAAGAGUAAAAUAGAAUGUAUGUGGGUAAAAUCAAAUUAUUUGGAUUUGAGUUUAAGCCACAAAUUAAGUAUAAUAUUACUACUUAAACUAAGUAAUCCAGUUUUUAACCUUUUACGACUGCUUGCUUGGGUGGUGUGAUUAAUGAGAAUAAUACUAAUUGCACAUAUAAGAUAUAGGCUCAUCAUUUAGUUAGUGAUAGUCACUUUGUUUCCCAAGCAAUUUGAGCAAAAAAAUUACAUAUAUGAAGGCCCAUUUAAGCUAUAAAUUAAUUAGAGGCCAUAAUUAUUUAAUUAAAGGUAGUCAUUUUGUUUUUCAAGCAAUUUGGGGCAAAAUAGAUUAGUUAUUUUGAAACCCGUUUAAGCUAUAUAUUAAUUAGAGUCCCAUCAGCAGCUCUCUUUCUUUUUUAAUCAUUGUGGGCCUAUUAACAACUAUAUAGAAAUUACUUCCAGUGAGGCUCUCAUUUUUCUGGAGCACUCGAAACACUCUCGCUCCAUGAAUUGGUCACCUAAUAUAAUGUAAGCUAUUGCUAGUUGCUACUGUCUUUUGUCUCGAUCAUUGAAGCUUAGAUAUGGAAUGAAAUGAACUCAAGUUUUUGAAGAUGUCUCAAAACUCAAAUUGGUGUUAUUAGGCGCCUAGCUAGCUAGUUGGUGGUAGUCAUAACUCAUAAUCACAAGUAUACUAAUCGUGGGUGGAAAUUUAAACGUGUGGAUUAAGAGACAGCAUUCUGUUUUGUUAAGUAAGGUAAUUAAGUAGGUAAGCAUGCCGGAAACUAAAUUGCACGUGGGUAUUAUUCUUUUCCCUUUUUAGUGGGAAAUUCGGAUGUUCAUACGUCAAAAAUUCCAACCAAAUAGAUAAUCUUGUAGCUCGUUACGAGGUAUUGGUUUCAUCAGUGGACCUUUUUUCACUUCCUUCUGCUGUGCUUCAUCCAUGGAAACUUCAGCUUCUUAUAUCUUCGAAUUGGGUUUUUACGUAUGGAGGUUGACCAUCUUUUACGCCCUCUCUGUAAGCCUGAAUUUUGUUUCUCACGAGCUACAAACAAAAACCGUUCAAAUCAGGUAAGACAAUGGACAGCAAUGAAUGAUGUCACCACCGUAGAUUUAAGGAGACAUAUAUACGUAAUUUAGAUCGAUGAUUGAAUGUUAGGAGUGGAUCCACUGACAAAAGUAAUGAUUUUUACGGUACAAGAUCGACCUCUGGAGAUCCGUUAUUGGGUGUUGGGUUUGUAAAAUUGAAGGUUCGGAUUAAGAAAUAUAUACCUACGUUGGCAUCCUUGACGGUCGUUAUUCAUAUGUUUUUCUCAUGGUGAUUCAUUAUUGACGGAGUUAUUGUGCCCGUCUUAACUACUUCUAUGAGUUCGGGGUGUUCAUGCAUGAGAGUUAAAAAUAUACUGUCGGUAAUGAAUUUCUUCUCCAAAUGAAUAACAAUACGUAUUUAUAGGUAUAUCAACCAUACUCAAUGAUUCGUACCAGAUCAUAUGAUACUGGAAAAAUCAGUAGUAUUAUAUUUUAUACUAAGAUCGUGAUUUGAUCCCGAUUCAACCGUUUCAUAUUGCUAAAACCGUCUACCAGUUUAGCAUAUGAUACCUCAUAUUACGAUUUCAUUAGCUGCUCUCUAUUUUCUUUCACUCUCACCAUCCACGAAAGUGAUAUGAAAAACUAGAGUCCAUAUACAUAUUACAACAAACGAGUGGCCCCUAAACUUCUACUGAAUGAAAUACGCCAUUGACUCUUCUUUGCUUUCUUCUUUGUGGCUUCCUUUGUGCAUAUUGAUCGCUACCUCUUUGAUGGUAACAUCACAGCUGAGAAUACGAUAAGGAGAAACUCGCUCUCUCGUCUCAUCUGCGACCCUUUAAUCAAAAGAUGAAAGAAAUCAAAGCAGAGCACGACAAGAUACGGAAUUCUAGUUUUAUAUAUGCACUUGUGUUGUGCAUACGUGUAAUCUUUUCCAAUGCGUUGGCCGGCUCCCAUUUGUGGGAAGAACAACAGAGAAUGAGGUAAAUUGUAUGUUUUUUUCCCCCGUGUGUGUGAAGGAAUAUAUUAGGUAGUAUUCAUCUAUGCAACUAUGGCUUAUUCUCUCAUCAUAGUCACCAACGCCGUUGUCAAAAACUAAUUGAUACCAAUGACUCGAGUUGUUGGAGAGAUUCUAUAGUGGACCAUAUAUCAUUUACUAACAGUUAUACACCCAUUGCCCUCCCAAAACCCUAAUCAAUGAUCAGUGGCGGAGCCAGGAAAUUGGCCAAGGGAGUGUCUUUAUCUUAUCAUAAAAAAUCACCUAUACAAUAGAAAAGUCAACUUUAAAUUAAACAAAAAGUCAACAACGCAAUACUCUAAAUUCACACAAUUACAUUAAAAUAGUUUCACGUACACCGGUUACAACGUCAAACAAAUAAGUUCAGUACAUACAAAUCAAGACUUCCAUUCAUCAAAUACUACAAAUUAGAACUCAGAAGUACCUUGGAAUUGAUUUUGUGAAACAAACAAGUGAACUUCAAUUGGUACUUCUUCACUUUCAACUUUGUUUAAACAAAAGAAAAGAAAUUUCUCUGUUGUAGAGCUACAAAAAAAAGAGCGAAUUUAAACAAAAGACAACAAUUUAUUACUAUAAAUAAAGACGAAAGUGCAUUACAUAACAAAACUCACUCGAUCGAAAUGAUAAGAAAUUCUUCCUGCAACUGAAUGGUCAUUGGUUCGAAUUUGUAUAUACCCCUACUCGGAAUUUUUUUCUCCAAACCCAAGGGGGUGCAAAGCACCCCCUCCUCUCCAAGUGGCUCCGCCGCUGUCAAUGAUGACAUGCCUUCUAAAAUCAAAUUUCACGCAACCAUUCAAAGUGGAACGUUUUGUAUGUGUCGGAACCAUGUAGCUCAAUUAGUACGAAUAUUGACUGUUUUGGGUCAAGUUUGUACGAAUUUACUUUUGGUUAUCUACUUUUAAAAGGCUCAGUACUGAUUGGCCUAGGUGGGCAAUAAUAUACAAGUGUCUUUUUCCUUGUAUUCCCGACGUGGACUUGAAUUGUCCCAUAACUAUCAUUACCUCAAGAUAAGGACCAUGAACUUCGUGUUCUCUCCUCUGCGAUUAUCUUGAUUCGCCAGACAUCUUGUAUCGACAGGCUAUACGAAACAAGGAUUCACCAUAUGCAGAUCUCCUUGACCCACCAGACAAUACGCGAAUCUCCUCUGAUCCGCCAAACAAACACAUAUCUCAAAU
Linum trigynum is the source of this 6688-nucleotide messenger RNA. NCBI's taxonomy places the organism in Eukaryota, Viridiplantae, Streptophyta, Magnoliopsida, Malpighiales, Linaceae. The record is from the annotation of a GenBank genome assembly.